CGCCCCCACCUGGCCGAUCCAAGAUGGCGGCGGCGCUGGGGGCGCUGCUGGCGCUGCUCGGUGUGCCUCUCCAGGUGUGCUCCCUGCAGGUGUCGGUGCCCGAGCCCCGCACGGUGGCGCUGCUCUUCCAGCCGGUUCUGCUGCGCUGCGACUUCCAGGUGAGCUCACCUGGCCCCGCCCCCAUCGUCACCUGGAAGUACAAAUCCUUCUGCCCCGACACCUGGGCCUCACCUGGCGGCACCUGGGACUCACCUGGCGAGGCGGCGGGGGCGUGUCCCGACUCCGCCCGCACCGUGCGCAUCGUGGCCACCAAGCAGGGCGAGCAGGUGACCCUGGGAGACUUCUACCUGGGCAGGGCCGUCACCAUCCGCGGAGGUGCGGAGCUGAGCCUGGGCCCCGCGGCCUGGGGCGACAGCGGCCUCUACCUGUGCACGGUGACCUCGACCAGCGACCUGCAGGGCAACAACGAGGGCGUGGCCGAACUGGUGGUGCUGGGGUCUCUUCCCGAGGGCUCCCGGCUGCUGCCCGAGGGGACCCUGCCAGAUUGGCUGUUCGUGGUGCUGGUGGCGCUGGGGGCGGGGCUGGUGGCGCUGGGGGCGGGGCUGUGCUGGUGCCAGUGCUGCCCCCACACCUGCUGCUGUUACCUGCGCUGCCCCUGCUGCCCCCGCACCUGCUGCUGCCCCGAGGCCCUUUACCUGGCCGGGAAAGCGGCGACGUCGGGCGGAGCCUUCGGCCCCUCCCCCCACCCAGCGCUGCCCCUGCAGCUCCUCGGGAGCAGCCAGAGCUCGCAGGUGCCGCUGCUGAGGGACAGCGAGAGCGCAGCCCCCUCAGGACCCCCCCCCCAGCGUCCUGCGCUACCUGGAGGAGCAGCUGCACACCUGGGGAGGGGGCGGGGCCAGGGAGUGGCCGCCAGAACGACGCCCUGAGCCGCGAGAGCCUCGUGGUGUGACCGGGACCCCCCCAAAAUCCCCCAAAUUUCCCCAAAAUCCCCCAAAUUUCCAGAAAUUUCCAGAAAUCCCAGAAUUUCCCCCCAAUCCCGCCCCUCCCCCGCUCAUUUUUGGGUCAUUUUGGGCCUUUUUUGGUGCCUUAAAUUCCGUUUUUUUAAUCAAAGAUUGGGGGAGGGGCUCUCUCCCCUCCCCCCCUCCCCUUUCCCCUCCCCCCACCCCGAGAUUUGGGGCCAAAUAAACGAUUUUACAGAAA
Messenger RNA from Haemorhous mexicanus (house finch), 1200 nucleotides. RefSeq names its product lipolysis-stimulated lipoprotein receptor-like. The record is from RefSeq and is a predicted model, not a curated record. Gene Ontology annotation, cellular component: plasma membrane; tricellular tight junction. Gene Ontology annotation, biological process: establishment of blood-brain barrier; tricellular tight junction assembly. NCBI's taxonomy places the organism in Eukaryota, Metazoa, Chordata, Aves, Passeriformes, Fringillidae. Bases 24 to 926 code for a protein of 300 amino acids. The transcript has 9 exons.